Messenger RNA from Conger conger (European conger), 3565 nucleotides. It is a transcript of the gene man2b2, whose product is annotated as mannosidase, alpha, class 2B, member 2. Gene Ontology annotation, biological process: mannose metabolic process. The coding region runs from base 71 to 3085 and encodes 1004 amino acids. Gene Ontology annotation, cellular component: lysosome. Lineage: Eukaryota; Metazoa; Chordata; Actinopteri; Anguilliformes; Congridae. The record is from RefSeq and is a predicted model, not a curated record. The transcript has 19 exons. Gene Ontology annotation, molecular function: alpha-mannosidase activity; carbohydrate binding.
UGAAAUAAAUAAAUAGGGAAGUUGAAUCACGCUGAACAGAAACCAGACGCGUCGUUGUCUGUUUUGUGACAUGAUCUCCCUUUUUAUAUAUUUCGUUGUUGUGCAAAUAGUCUUAGGUGCUCAAAAGAAUGGCGUGGAUAAAAUCCAGACCUUUGUUAUCCCGCACAGUCAUAUGGAUGUCGGCUGGGUGUACACGAUACAGGAGAGCAUGCACGCGUACGCAGCGAACGUGUACAGCAGUGUGACAGAGGAGCUGACCAGGGCAAAGCACCGCAAGUUCAUCGCUGUGGAGCAGGAGUUCUUCCGCCUUUGGUGGGACUCUGUGGCCUCGGACAAGCAGAAGGAGCAGGUGCAGCAGCUCGUCAAGGAGGGCCGUCUGGAGUUCAUCAUCGGAGGUCAGGUGAUGCACGAUGAGGCCGUGACGGACCUGGACGAUGAGAUACUGCAGCUGACCGAGGGCCACGGGUUUCUGUACGAGACGUUCGGGGUUCGACCUCAGUUCUCGUGGCACGUGGAUCCGUUCGGAGCCUCCGCCACCACCCCUGUCCUCUUCGCCAUGGCGGGGUUCCACGCUCACCUCAUCUCUCGCGUCGACUACGACCUCAAGGACCAGAUGCAGAAAAGCCAGGGGCUGCAGUUUGUAUGGAGAGGGUCACCCUCACUGGGGGAGCGACAGGAGAUCUUCACCCACGUCAUGGACCAGUUCAGCUACUGCACUCCGUCUCACCUGCCCUUCUCCGACAGGUCUGGGUUCUAUUGGAACGGCGUGGCGCUGUUUCCAGACCCUCCGAAAGACGGCGUGUACCCCAACAUGAGCCUUCCUGUCUCCGAGGAAAACCUGCACUUGUACGCGCAGACCAUGGCGAAGAACAUCCAGCAGAGGGCAGCAUGGUUCCGAACCAAGCAUGUGCUCUGGCCCUGGGGCUGUGACAAGCAGUUCUACAACUCCUCGGUGCAGUUCCAGAACAUGGAUCCGCUGAUGGACUACAUUAACCAGCACAGCGAGGAGUUCGGUGUGACGGUGCAGUACGCCACCCUCGGCGAGUACUUCCAGGCCGUCCACCAGUCGGAUGUCACCUGGGGGGUGAGGGGAAGCGAGGACUUCCUCCCUUACUCCACCGAACCUUUUCAGGCCUGGACGGGGUUCUACGCCUCCCGGAAUGUUCUAAAGGGCGUGGCUCGCCAGGCUAGCUCCAAGCUGCACUCUGCGGAGUCUCUUUUUGCACGGUACUGCGCCAGUGUCCCAGAGGGUCCGGUCCCCAAGGAGUGGGCGCUGGAGAAGCUGAGGGCCCUUCGCUGGGCUGUCUCUGAGGUUCAACAUCACGAUGCCAUCACGGGCACUGAGUCACCAAAGGUGGCCAACAUGUACCUGCAGCACCUCACCCAAGGCAUGAUGGGAGUGGAGGAGCUCCUGGCUGCGCUGUUCUUGCUGCCACCGGCUGUUGAUCCCUCUGGCGCCCUCUACGGGCAGCACAGGAGAAGCGCAGGAUCUUCUCAGGGCCCGGAGCAGCACAUCAUCGUUUACAACCCCCUGGCCUGGAACAUCACCACCUUCAUCAACGUCACUGUGACGUUCCCCAUGGCAACCGUGUACGAUGAAGACGGCCGGCCCGUUCCGGCACAGAUCCAGAGGUCACCGGAAUUCAACACCACCUAUGACCUGUUCAUAGUGGUGACUCUUGCUGGGCUUCAGCACAGGCAGUACGUGAUAAAAUUCGGCGAUUCGCCGCGUGAAAAUUCCACGUAUGCCGCUACGGUCGUGCCGUUCACGCGACAGAAGGUGGACCCAUCCAAACGGACCGGCCGGAGACUUCUCCCAGUGCUCAACGAAUGCUACAGGCUCAUGUUCGACCAGGACACGAACCUGCUGCAUAGCAUUAAAGACAUGAAAACCAAGCGUACUGUGAGGGCGACGCAGGAUUUUUGGGAAUAUAUCGUCAACGGGGACGUCCGGGCUGGGCCCAUCUCCGACAACUACAUCUUCAGCGCCAGCGGAUCGGCCACGCCCGCAUAUAAAUCCGUUGGGAUGGAAAUUGUGCCAGGAAAGAUGGUGACAGAGAUCCGACAGUACUUUUACAGAGAGCACAGCGACGAGGACUACGCGUACGCCGUGUACACCCGGGUGCCGGAGGGCUUUCAGAGCCGAGCGGUGUGCCACCGCGUCGAGCAGAGCUACAGGGUGGGCCCGCUGGCGCUGAACCGGGAAGCCGUCCUGCGGACCAGCACCGACCUGCGCAACAACAGGACCGUCUUCACCGACAACAACGGCUACCAGAUGCUGAAGAGGCCGCACCGAACCUUCGCUAACAAUUCGGUGGCUAGAAACUACUACCCGAUGGUGCGGGCGGCGUACAUGGAGGACGGCUCCGCCAGGCUGGGCUUCCUCAGCGAGAGGCCCCACGGAGUGUCCAGCCAGGAGCAGGGACAGCUGGAGGUGAUGCUCCACCGACGCCUGUGGAACAACCAGGAGUGGGACUUGGGGUACAACCUGACCCUCAACGACACCUCAGUGGUGCGCCCCGUGCUGUGGAUGGUCCUGGGGUCCCAGGCCGUGUCUGCAUCGCUGCACCAGAGGGAGGCGCUGCUGCUCCAGCACCGACCUGUGGUCAUGCCCAUAGACACGCCUCAAAAGCCCUGGAGGGGCCAGGCCCCCCGGAACAGAGACCCGGUCAUCCCUGUAGUCCUGCCUCCGAACCUCCACCUCCUCACGCUAAGCAUCCUGGGCAGGGGCUACAGCGCCAAUCAUACUCAGAAUCUGUGGGACAUCUCAAGAGGUAAGAGGAGGGAAGCAGAACCAGACUUUAACCGGGUUCUUCUCCGGAUCAUGCAUCUGUUUGAGGUCGGAGAAGACCCCGUACUGUCCAAACCCACCACCAUCAACCUGCAGGAAGUCUUUCGAGGAUUGGGCAAGUUGAGCUCCGUGGAGGAGCGCUCUCUCACUGGCACGUGGGAUAUCUCCGAGCUCAAGAGGUGGAAAUGGAGGACCUCGCAGGGCAUGGAAAAGGAUGUGGCUCGAGUAUGCGAAGACUUCAGCGUAACGGUGUCACCAAAGGAAAUCAGAACCUUCUUCAUCCGCUUCAAAUGAUCACCUCAUUGCUGAAUUCAUCUUCAUUCAACUCAUGGGAAAGCAAAGUUCAAGCAAGAGAGCUCUUGUUAGUGGGUGUUCACGCCAUCCAAUUUGGAGUUGCUAAAAGUUCAUUGAUUGUUUCCUUGAUGAUUCCUCAAGUAAAAGUGAGGGCGACAUGGCUCAGGCAGUAAGAGCAGUUGUCUGGCAGUCGGAGGGUUGCCGGUUCGAUCCCCUGUGUCGAAGUGUCCCUGAGCAAGACACCUAACCCCCAAAUGCUCCUGACGAGCUGGUCAUCACCUUGCAUGGCAGCCAAUCGCUGUUGGUGUGUGAGUGUGUGUAUGAAUGGGUGAAGGAGAAGCAUCAAUUGUACAGCGCUUUGGAUAAAGGCACUAUAUAAAUGCCAACCAUUUACCAUUUUAAAAAAGCUGACAGUUUGUGUAAUUGUUAUAUUUUGCCUCUUGCAAAUGUCUCCUUCGAAUAAAGAUGUUACCAUUCUGA